This is a messenger RNA of Mesorhabditis spiculigera, 261 nucleotides long. The record is from the annotation of a GenBank genome assembly. NCBI's taxonomy places the organism in Eukaryota, Metazoa, Nematoda, Chromadorea, Rhabditida, Rhabditidae.
AUGCAUACAAAUCCUAUUGUACGUCCGAGACGCCUCAAGAGAUCGGCCUCUUUUGGCGGCUCUCGCGGCUCCUCUAGAGCUGUGGAAAGAACGUUGACACAACGCCUACGGGACGUUCGAUUAGACCAUCCAUACGCCAAACCCAGUGAGGCCAAACCCAGUGAUGCCAACGAUAUGGACUGGACUAUCCAUGUGAUUGAAGGCACCCUCCAAGAUCCCAUGCUGUCGGAUUCGCCGCGUGGCCAGACGUACCCUUCAUUC